AUGGUUUAUCUAUUUGACAUCCCUGCUUUUUUUAUUAUUUUGCGUGAAACGCUCGAAGUUUCGAUCGUUCUUGCUGUACUCCUAGGCGUUAUUGACAGUCUUUUCCCUGAUGAUAAAGAUAACGCCUUGCGAAAGCAGUUUAAAAAACAACUAUGGAUUGGGACAUUUUUAGGAUUAAUUGUGUCACUGAUCCUUGGUAGUGUUUUUAUUGCUGUUUUCUACACCGCUGCCAAAAAUUUAUGGGAAGAAAGUGAACCUGCGUGGGAGGGCUCCUUUGCUCUUAUUGCCACUAUCGUUAUAACUAUAAUGUCGUUAGGUAUGAUUCGUUUUCAGCAAUGGAGAAAAAAAUGGGAAACCAAACUCCAAGGUAAAACCGAAUUAUAUCUCGAACGACAUAAUAAAGGAAACAAAUGGGCGCUAAUAUUACUGCCCUUUACCGUCAUUUGCCGCGAAGCAUUGGAAGCAAUUGUAUUUAUUGCUGGGGUUGGUUACAAUAAAGAUCCCUCCGGCCUUCCUAUCCCUAUUAUUACGGGUCUUAUUACCGGCUUCUUCAUAGGAUGGCUCAUAUAUAGAGGCUCUCACACUGUUUCGCUUAAAAUAUUUUUCAUCGCCACAACUACCUUAUUAUUAUUCAUUGCUGCUGGUCUUUUCUCUAGAGCCGUUUAUGAAUUUCACGAAAUCUCUGGUGCCCAAAAGAUCGUUGUUUGGGAAUUAAAUUGUUGUGAUCCGGAAGCAGAAAAUGAACAUUUUUGGUCUAUCAUGGGUUCAAUAUUUAGUUGGAGAAAUGUGGCUACUGUUGAUUCAACAGUUAGCUAUUUCGCUUAUUGGCUUGUAAUAAUUAUUGUGUCUGUGAUAAUCAUAAUACGCGGAAAGAAAGCCGAUAACGAUGCCAUUGACACCAUAGAACACAAUGAUUCUAGCGAAAAAGGCGAAAAAGACGAAAAAGACGUAGCAAAUAUCGAACUCGUUUAG
This is a messenger RNA of Cetraspora pellucida, 972 nucleotides long. The record is from the annotation of a GenBank genome assembly. Lineage: Eukaryota; Fungi; Glomeromycota; Glomeromycetes; Diversisporales; Gigasporaceae.